AUGAUAACUGAAGAAUUAUUUUGUGCGUUUGUGCACCAGGCUCUGAGUGACCCCGCGGCAGCCCGUGCGGACAGUCACAUGAAUGUAAACGGCGGUAGUCACAACGACAACACGCAGCAAAUGCAACAACACCGCCAACAGCAACUGCCGCAGCGGUGCUACAACCCCUCUACUGUGAGCCGUGCCGCCCUCACGGCAUCCUCGUGCUCCCCGUUAGACCACCCAGACUUGCUUAUGGCAUAUUACAACGCGAGUCGCAACGCCCUGCUGCGGUAUCACUGCGACAUGCCGUUUCUUCAGCCACGCACAACGUACACAAUGCACCAGCGUGUCUCCCCCGCAUUUGUGGGGCAUUCACGUAUGCGACAGCCACGGCAUUAUGCACGGAGUCACGCGCCUCCAGCCAGUCGCCGGAACUCCUCCUCGUAUGCGUACAGACAUCACGAAGAUGAGGCACCAUCAACAUCUGCGGAUGCGACGUAUCGCACGGAGCGCUACACCGACCUCCUUGGGCCGACGGCUAUGACGAACACUGUGGCAGAGCAGCCACGCGGCAGCUGGAGAGCGUUCGCGGAAGACGAUGAUGAUAUCAUAUUGGAAGAAGGGCGUCCCUCGUGGUCGCCUCGACAACUGCGCUACAGGCAAACCCCUGGAAGUAGUGCCGGUGGACCACGCGAAGGCUCCGGGGUUUCGUUUGACGCUUUGAAUUACGGUGGAUUUGGCGAGGAUGACGACGACGUGGAAGAGGAGGAAGAAGUGCGUGGGCGACCGACGGUGCGACUGGACUCACGGCGAAUAGAAAGGCACGAGGAGGUGGUUUUGCCCAGAGGCUCACACUCGUUGAAUGCGCGUGCCAGAGUGCACUUUCAUGAGCAGCACUCCUAUCACACAGAGCCUUUUACCAGACCUUCUGAAGGGGCAUCCACGUGGGGACAUGGGCGUGGCGGAAGCACCACUACCAGCAAUGAAGAGGGAGAAGAAGAGAAUGAGGCGUGUGAGUGGCAGGACCCGGAUGCGGAUGAUGAGCACUCGGAUCCUCACUCCCCGCUGCUUGGAACAUUGCGGAGGAAGAGAGACAUGUGA
Molecule: messenger RNA, 1083 nt
Organism: Trypanosoma cruzi
Lineage: Eukaryota; Euglenozoa; Kinetoplastea; Trypanosomatida; Trypanosomatidae
Exons: 1
Coding region: 1-1083 (360 amino acids)
Source: RefSeq, a predicted model, not a curated record